AUGGAGGCGAGUUUGGGAGGCUCUCGUAGCCGUCGACAUGGGAAGGAGACGAAUCGAUCCGAUCUGUUCAAAAAUCCUAAAAUCCCAUUCGCCUUGGCCUUAAUUAUCGCUGAUGCAGUCCUCGUCACACUUAUCGUCGCCUAUGUUCCAUACACGAAGAUCGAUUGGGAUGCUUAUAUGUCACAGGUAAGUGGAUUUCUCGGGGGAGAGAGAGAGUAUGGGAACUUAAAAGGCGACACAGGGCCGUUGGUUUAUCCAGCGGGCUUCCUCUACGUUUACUCGGCAGUGCAGAGCGUAACUGGAGGAGAAGUCUACCCUGCUCAGAUUCUUUUUGGUCUUCUCUAUAUUGCCAAUCUGGCGAUCGUCUUGUUCAUCUAUGCCAAGACUGAUGUGGUGCCAUGGUGGGCGCUAAGUCUACUCUGUUUGUCCAAGAGAAUGCAUUCCAUCUUUGUUCUCCGCCUCUUUAAUGAUUGUUUUGCCAUGACUCUCUUACAUGCCUCUAUCGCUCUCUUUCUCUUUCGUAAAUGGCAUCUCGGCAUGCUUCUCUUCAGCGGAGCUGUUUCUAUAAAGAUGAAUGUCCUUUUGUAUGCCCCGCCUUUGUUACUUGUGCUACUAAAGGCCAUGAAUAUAAUUGGAGUGGUAUCUGCUUUAGCUGGUGCAGCUCUUCUUCAGAUACUCGUGGGGUUGCCCUUUCUGAUGACAUAUCCGGUUUCAUACAUAGCCAACGCCUUUGAUCUUGGACGUGUUUUUAUUCACUUCUGGUCUGUUAACUUCAAAUUUGUUCCGGAGCGAAUUUUUGUGUCCAAAGAAUUUGCAGUAUGCUUGCUCAUUGCUCACCUCUGUCUCCUUGCCGUAUUUGCAAAUUAUAAAUGGUGCAAGCAUGAAGGCGGGAUUAUAGGGUUCAUGCGUUCGAGGCAUUUUUUCUUGACUCUUCCGUCUUCCCUAUCGUUCAGUGAUGACUCAGCAUCAGGAGUUCUUACAAAAGAACAUAUUGUAACGACUAUGUUUGUUGGGAAUUUCAUUGGUCUUGUAUGUGCUCGUUCUCUGCACUACCAGUUCUACUCAUGGUACUUUUAUUCGCUGCCUUUUCUGCUAUGGAGAACAUCGUUUCCUACUUGGCUGCGCUUGAUCUUGUUCGUGGGUAUCGAGCUGUGCUGGAACGUGUAUCCAUCAACAGCAGUCUCGUCGGCUCUGUUACUGAGUCUACACUUGACCGUCCUAUGGGGUCUCUGGUUUGCUCCGUCAGAUUACCCUUACCAACACAAAGAAGACCAUAAAUCCCAAAGACACAAAAAGAAAGCAUAA
Molecule: messenger RNA, 1305 nt
Organism: Microthlaspi erraticum
Lineage: Eukaryota; Viridiplantae; Streptophyta; Magnoliopsida; Brassicales; Brassicaceae
Source: the annotation of a GenBank genome assembly